Opisthocomus hoazin is the source of this 2798-nucleotide messenger RNA. The record is from RefSeq and is a predicted model, not a curated record. NCBI's taxonomy places the organism in Eukaryota, Metazoa, Chordata, Aves, Opisthocomiformes, Opisthocomidae.
GACUUGCCUCUCGCCAAACUGCUUCCUCAGACAAGAUGAAGCCAAGGAGGAGCUUUCUGACACAUUGGAGUCACAGUGACUGCUGCCCAGUUUAAAAUCGAUGUCAGACUGUGCCUCAGCUGCCUGGCGAGAUGAAAGAAGUGGUGUUGUGGUCACCUGAGGAAGUGACAAAUUGGCUAACAGAAAAUGCUGUGCCGGAGUACUGUGAGCCAUUGAAGAGCUUCACCGGGCAGGAUUUGAUCAGCCUCACAGAGGAGGAUUUUAAGAAGACUCCUCUCUCCCGGGUGUCUUCCGACAGCGGACAGCGGCUAUUGCACAUGAUUGAAACUUUAAAAAUGGCUCACCACAUUGAGGCUCACAAAAACGGGCACAUCAACGGGCACAUCCACGUCAGUGUGAGCAACACCAUGCGGGAGAAUGGCUUUAGCAGUAAAAUGAAGCUGAAUGGGAUGCCAAAUGGGUAUAAGAAGGAGAUGAUAAAGAUCCCCAUGCCAGAGCCAGAGCGCUCACAGUAUCCUAUGGAAUGGGGCAAGACUUUCCUGGCUUUUGUUUAUGCACUUUUUUGUUUCGUCUUUACCACAGUGACUAUCUCAGUCGUUCAUGAACGAGUGCCUCCCAAGGAGGUGCAGCCUCCCCUGCCAGAUGCUUUUUUUGAUCGCUUUGAUCGGGUGCAAUGGGCUUUUUCUAUUUGUGAGAUCAACGGCAUGAUCCUUGUAGGGCUGUGGUUUGUUCAGUGGCUGCUUUUAAAAUACAAGUCUAUAAUUAGCAGGAGAUUUUUCUGUAUAGUUGGCACACUAUACCUGUAUCGGUGUAUUACAAUGUAUGUGACUACACUCCCAGUACCUGGCAUGCAUUUCAGGUGUUCUCCAAAGCUUUUUGGAGACUGGGAAUCUCAUUUGCGAAGGAUAAUGAAAUUGAUUGCUGGCGGAGGAUUGUCCAUCACAGGAUCCCACAACAUGUGCGGCGACUAUCUGUACAGCGGUCACACCGUCAUAUUAACUCUUACAUACUUAUUUAUCAAAGAGUAUUCCCCACGGCGACUCUGGUGGUAUCACUGGCUUUGCUGGGCACUCAGCAUGGUUGGAAUGUUCUGCAUCCUCCUUGCUCAUGACCACUACACUGUGGAUGUGGUGGUGGCUUACUACAUCACUACAAGACUUUUCUGGUGGUAUCACACAAUGGCCAACCAGCAAGUGCUAAAAGAAGCUUCCCAAACUAACCUCCUUGCAAGGGUCUGGUGGUACAAGCCCUUCCAGUACUUUGAAAAGAAUGUCCAAGGAAUUGUACCUCGCUCGUACUACUGGCCCUUCCCCUGGCCGGUGCUGUACCGGGGCAGGCAGGUGAAAUACAGCCGCCUGGUGAAUGACACAUAGCAAUGUGUUGAUGGACAAAAUGGGGGGUAAAGGACCUGUCCCAAGUGCUAAGAACUCCAUACGAGAAGAUGCCAUAAACAAAAUCCAACCACUCCCUAACCCUUUCUUUUAACAGUUCCCUUGACUUAACCUAUUCAGUUACCUGGUAAGCACUGUGAUCUUUUUUUCUCUCCAAAGGAUCUGCGUUGGACAAUAAUAAAGAAAAUUUAACUUAUCCUGCACUGUUAUACAUUUCUUGUUAAUAGAUUUGGGAUUUACAUUUACCCAUCACCGUGUUCCUUUGUAUAUGAUGUGACAGCAUAAGCGAAAGCUUUUAUAUCAUAAGUUCUGGUCUUUCCAGUCACGUCUGGGAAUAAAGCAUAUUAUUUUCUUGGGAAAACAUACUUUUCAUAUCUCUUGCCCCAAAGAUUGGGCUGUAAGCCAUUUUCUAGCAAAUGACUAUAUGAAGGUUUCUAAAUACCUGCUUUGGGUAAAAUUGAGAAAUCUUUCUACCUGUUGCACCGCACUAUGAAUGAGAUGAUAGACACAGGAAGGUUUGCUAAUCUUGAUUCUGUAGAAUCUGCGUUGACUGUCUCGAAAAAUGGAAAAAAAAAAAAAAAAAAAAAAAAAAAAAAAAUUGUAAAGUGAUUUUCUAAGUAUUUCCUAACUUUAUUUUUCAAAAUGUGUAUGAAAAAAUUUAAAAAGAUUUUUACAUGUCAGAGAAUAGAGUUAAAAUUUAAAGAAAAUGCUUCUUGGGAGAGAGAGAUUUGUCUAUGUUUCUAGUGCCUUUCUUGUCUUGAUUGUAUGGUCAGUAGGCAGUCUUAAAUGUUUUUAUUUAAAAUAAAGUAUUCAAUGAAAGCAGAAUUAUAUAUACUGUAUAAUUACUAAUUUUUGCAUUUAUAGCUAAACUGGAAAUUUGCUUAUAAUGUUGAAAUUGCCAUGUGUGUGUGGGGGGGAAAAGGGUCCGAUCUUGCUCACACAUUGUGGGCAGGUCAAACUAAAACGUAUCACUUUAUUGUCUACUUGGUAGCUGUAUUUUAAAAAGAAAAACAGCCAUGAAUUUCUCUUUUUUAAGAAUUUUACAAAUGAUCACUGAGUGAACUACAAAUGAUUUCUCCAUCCAGUAUUGAAAUGUUGUUGAAAAACAACAAAGAUAAUCUAUUUCUUUAAAAUAUUUGUGCAGAAACUGCAUGUAAUUAUAAAUUUCACUCCUACCAUACGUACUGUAUGUUUGGGGAAGCAUUCUAUCCGAAACUUGCCAAUGUGCAGAACAAAAUAGCUUUUUUUAAAGAAUGAAGAAGAGAAAAUAUAUAUAUAAAUAUAUAUAUCCAUUCUGUAUUUUACGUGAAGCAGAGUUAUCUUCUGUAGGGUUUUUGUGUAUUCACAAGGUGAUAUUUGUAUUGUAAAACAACAAUGGUGAAGGAAAAUAAAAAGGCUUUUGAAAAA